AUGACUCAGAUCGCAGUUGUCCCUUCGCUUGAGAAGGCGCGAGAAGUAAUCUCCGCCUCGAGAGACUCCGAAUUCCCUCCUAAUCUACUGCCUGUCACUGCCUCAAUCCCGGCCGAUCUCUUGACACCGACAUUGGCCUACCUCAAACUUGCAGAGAGCUCAAAAUUCUCAUUUUUGUACGAGAGUGCUGCAACUACAGAGACUAUUGGACGGUAUAGCUUCGUUGGUGCAGACCCUAGAAAAGUGAUCAAGACUGGCGCAGGCCAUGGACCUGAGACCGACCCCCUUCCUCUCCUAGAGAAUGAACUUUCCCAAUUCCGCGUGGCAUCUGUCCCAGGUCUUACUCUUCCUUCCCUCAGUGGCGGAGCGAUCGGAUAUGUGGGCUACGACUGUGUUCGAUACUUUGAGCCUAAGACCGCCCGGCCCAUGAAGGAUGUACUUCAGGUACCGGAGUCAUUUUUCAUGCUCUUCGAUACCAUCGUUGCCUUUGAUCACUUCUUCCAGGUCGUCAAAGUCAUCACAUACCUUCCGAUUCCCGCUACAGACGCCGAGUUCGAGACCGAAUACCGAAAGGGCCAACUGAUCAUCCGAAAGGCCAUUCAGACCCUGCUACAGGAACGCACACCUCUACCGGCUCAAGGGCCUAUCGUUCCCGACCAGGAGUAUACUUCCAACAUUGGACAGGAGGGUUAUGAAAACCACGUCAACCGCCUAAAGGAACAUAUCGGCAAAGGCGAUAUCUUCCAGACUGUGCCUUCACAACGGCUUUCGCGGCCAACAUCCCUCCACCCCUUCAACCUCUUCCGCCAUCUCCGCACAGUCAAUCCCUCUCCAUACCUGUUCUAUAUCGACUGCCAAGACUUCCAGCUCGUGGGCGCUAGCCCCGAGCUUCUUGUGAAAGAGGAGCGUGGCCGUAUCAUCACCCACCCCAUUGCAGGCACAGUGAUGCGUGGGAAGACACUGGAGGAGGAUAUCGCAUUGGCCGACGAGCUGCGCAGCAGUUUGAAGGACCGUGCCGAGCACGUCAUGUUGGUGGAUUUGGCCCGUAACGAUGUGAACAGGGUGUGUGACCCGAUGACCACGCAAGUGGACCGAUUGAUGGUGGUCGAGAAGUUCUCCCACGUGCAACACCUCGUCUCACAGGUUUCUGGAGUUCUCCGACCUGGCAAGACGCGCUUCGAUGCCUUCCGGUCCAUUUUCCCUGCUGGCACAGUAUCCGGUGCGCCCAAGGUGCGCGCCAUGCAGCUCAUAGCUGAGCUGGAGGGUGAGAAGCGUGGUGUGUAUGCUGGUGCCGUUGGAUACUUUGGUUACAACAUUGCCAAUGCAGACGGGUCAAGCGAGAUUCCUGGUCCUAUGGAUACUUGCAUUGCACUGCGGACGAUGCUGGUGAAGGACGGUGUUGCCUAUCUUCAGGCUGGUGGUGGUAUUGUCUUUGACUCGGAUCCUUAUGACGAGUACAUAGAGACGAUUAACAAGCUGGGCGCUAAUAUCCAGUGUAUUCGUGGCGCUGAGGCCAAAUAUCUCAGCUUGGAGAACACGACUGCUUGA
Messenger RNA from Penicillium taxi, 1548 nucleotides. RefSeq names its product anthranilate synthase TRP2 (gene trpE). Lineage: Eukaryota; Fungi; Ascomycota; Eurotiomycetes; Eurotiales; Aspergillaceae. Gene Ontology annotation, biological process: L-tryptophan biosynthetic process. Gene Ontology annotation, molecular function: anthranilate synthase activity. The record is from RefSeq and is a predicted model, not a curated record. The transcript has 3 exons. The coding region runs from base 1 to 1548 and encodes 515 amino acids.